AUUACAGGAGAAGCACAGAGUGUCUGCACUCUCCUUUCUCUGGCCAGCACUCUCCUCCCACGGACUGGGACCCGGGGACAUUCUGCGAAAUGACCACCCAAGAAGAGGAGGAGGAGGAGGUUUCCCAGGUUGAUUAUGAAUUGGCCACAGAAAUGACUCUGUUCCUGGGCAUAGAUGCCAUGGUAUAUAUGAAGGAACAAGAGGAGGAAGAGCACAGAGAACGUGUGAAAAUGAAGAAAGGCUUCAACUGCCGAAUGCGCAGUGAAGCCAGCCGGUUGAGGACUUUUGUGACCUACCAGGUGUACAGCUCGUGGACACCUCAGGACAUGGCAGCAGCUGGCUUUUACUUCACUGGGGUGAAGACCGCAGUCCAGUGCUUCUGCUGCAGCCUAAUCCUCUUUGGCACCAGCCUCAAGAAGUUCCCCAUACAGAGCCACAGGGAGCUCCGUCCAGGCUGCCAGUUCCUUCUGGGCAGAGAUGUCGGUAACAUCGGCAAGUACGAGGUGCGGGUCAAGACUCCGGGGAAGAAGCGGAGCGGGGACACAGCAGGGUAUGGAGAAGAGGAGGCCAGACUCAAGUCCUUCGGGGACUGGCCCUUCUAUGUCCAGGCAGUGUCCCCACAGCUGCUCGCGGCUUCUGGCUUCUUCUUUACAGGUAAGAGGGACACUGUGCAGUGCUUCUCCUGCGGCGGAUGCCUCGGAGACUGGGAGGAAGGAGACGAUCCCUGGCAGGAGCACGCCAAGUGGUUUCCCAAAUGUGAAUAUCUCCAAAGUAAGAAGUCCUCAGAGGAAAUUGCCGACUAUAUCCAGAGCUACCAGGGAUUUGUUGACGUAACGGGAGAACAUUUUAUGAAUUCCUGGGUCAAAAGAGAAUUACCUAUGGCAUCAGCUUAUGACAACAACAGUGUCUUCGCUAAUGAAGAACUUCGAAGGGAGACUUUUAAGAACUGGCCACACCGAGAGUUCCUGCAGGCAGUAGACGCCCUGGUCAGAGCUGGUCUCUUCUACACAGGGGUGGAGGACGAGGUGCAGUGCUUUUCCUGUGGCGGAUGCAUGAAAAACUGGCAGGAAGGGGACGACCCCUUAGCAGAUCACACCAAGUACUUCCCCAGUUGUCCAUUUCUCCAAAAUAUGAAGUCCUCUGCAGAAGCAAUUCCAGACCUCCAAGGAUGUGGUGAACUCUCUGAAAUAAUGGAACCCACCAGUGAAACUAAGCUUGAAGGACCCACAGCAGUUAGUUCUCUACCACCAGCGGUGGUCCUGGGGGAAGCCCUGUGGUUUCAAGAGGCAAAGAGUCUGAGUGAGAAGCUGAGAGCCACUUACAUCAGUGCCCAUUUCCGCCGCUUGUCACUGCUUAAGAGCCCUUGGGACCUCCCCUCUGAUCGCCUGCUGGGCUGUGACCUGGCCCUCACUGCCAAGCGUGUCAGCAGUCCUGUGCAGGAGCCCCAGACGCUGCCUGAGGUCUUAGCCAACUUGCACUCAGUCAUGAGUGUGGAGGGUGUAGCUGGCAGUGGGAAGACGGUCCUCCUAAAGAAGAUUGCCUUUCUCUGGGCAUCGGGGUGCUGUCCCUUGUUGAACAGGUUCCAGCUGGUCUUCUACUUGUCCCUCAGUUCUGUCAGCCCAGACCAAGGGCUGGCCCACGUUAUCUGUGACCAACUCCUGGCAACAGGAGCUGUGAGUGAAAUGGGCCUGAAGAACAUCACCCGGCAGUUAGGGCACCAGGUCUUAUUCCUGCUGGAUGAUUACAAGGCAAGGGGCUCAGUCCCCCAAGUCAUGGAAACACUGAUCCAAAGAAGCCACUUGUCACGGACCUGCCGAUUAAUUGCUGUCCGUACAAACAAGGGAAGGCACAUCCGCAGGCACCUACAUACAAUUCUGGAGGUCAGAGAGUUCCCCUUUUACAACACCAUCUCUAUAUUAAGGCAGCUCUUUCCACAGGACCAGCUUCUGCUGCGGAGGUUCAUGGCGCAUUUUGGGAAGAACCCACACAUGCAAGGGAUUCACAAAACACCUCUCUUUGUGGCAGCAGUGUGUGCUUUCUCUCAACCUUUCAAUCUCUUUCAGUCUUUUGACCAUAUGGCUAUUUUCAAGGCCUACAUGGAAUGUCUUUUCUUAAAGCACAAAACUGAAACCGAGCUUUUCAGAAGAACUGUGUCGUCCUGUGGGGAACUGGCCCUGAAAGGUUUUCUUUCAUUUUGUUUUGAGUUUAGUGUUGACGACCUUACAGAAGCAGGAGUUGAUGAAGAUGAGGAUCUCACUAUGUACUUGCUGAGUAGGUUUACAGCCCAGAGACUGAGACCAGUCUAUAAGUUUUUAAAUCCUGCAUUUCAAGAAUUUCUUGCUGGGAAGAGGCUGAGUGAACUGCUGGAUUCAGACAGGCAGGAAGAUCAGGAUUUGGGACUUUAUUAUUUGAAACAAAUUAACUCACCCCUGAUGGCUGUAAGCUAUGACAAUUUUUUAAAGUAUGUUGCCAGCUACUCUUCAACAAAGGUGGGGCCACACAUGGUAUCUCAUUUGCUUCAUUUGGUGGACAGCAAAGAGUCAUUGGAAAAUCCCCCCGGAAAUGGUGACCGCCUACAGUUCAAAGAGGAAAUGACACUGGAUGAACAGCUGAUAAGGGCUGUGUGGCAGCUGAGUCCAGAGCAUUGCUUUGCACUGCUGUCAGAACGAUUGUGGGAUUUUGCCGUCACGAUUGCUUAUGAAAGCAAUACGGUUGCUACAUGUGCUCCAUUGAUUUCGAAAUUCCUUCAAGGGAGAUCCCUGACCUUGAAGGCACUUAGCUCACCAUAUUUCUUUGACCACCCAGAAAGCCUCUGCGUGCUGAAGAGUGUCACACUCUUGCUAACUGGCAAUGAGCCGAGACUUGGACUCUCAGAGAGUGAAAUCCUGGAAGGACACUUCGACAGGUCCCAGAUGCCGACAAUAGAUCGGGACUAUGCUUCCGCCUUUGAAAAUAGCAAAGAAUGGGAGCGGGAUUUAGCGGAGAAGGAAAAGAACAUCAGGCGUUUCCAGAAGAUCAGGAUCCAGCAGCUGCCUCACCUCAGCGGCGGCUACUGGCAGCUCCAGCCCCAGCAGCCCAAGCUCCCCCUGCUGCAGGUGCACGUUACCGGCCACAGCGCGGCCGGGCCCGAGAUGCUCGCGUUGCUCGCGGCCGCCUUCUCCGCCUCCCAGCGCGUCGAGCUCCACCUGGAGGCAAGCGCUGGCUUCCUGGAGAGCAUCCGGCCCGCGCUGGAGCCCUGCAAGGCCGCCGUCACUAAGUGCGCCCUGGGAAGCGUCCCGCUCAGCGCCGCCGAACAGCAGCUGCUGCUCGCCCUGCCCGCCUUGGAGUCCCUCGAAGUCUCAGGCUCCGGCCAGGUCCCAGACCAAAUCUUCUCUAACCUGGACAAGUUCCCAAGCCUGAGAGAACUGUCUGUGAAUCUGUAUGGCAAACAUGAUGUUUUUUCUCUCCUUCCUGAGGAAUUCUCAAACCACCACAUGGAGAAAUUACUGAUACAAAUUUCAACUGGGCGUGGUGCUUCCAAACUAGUCAAAUUGAUUGAGAAUUCCCCAGACCUUCGUAUUUUCCAUCUGAAUUGCAAUUCCUUGCCAGAUUUGGAGUCUCUCAUGACCACACUGGCUUCCUGCAAGAAACUCAAUGAAAUUAUAUUUUCUGGACAUUUUUUUGAUGCCAUCCCAUUUGUCUCUAUUUUGCCCAAUUUUACUUUUCUGAAGAUACUAAAUCUGUCAGAGCAACAAUUUCCUGAUACAGAGACAGCAGAAAAAUUUGCUGACGCGCUGGGCUCUCUCACGAACCUGGAAGAGCUGGUCCUUCCAACUGGGGACAAGAUUUACCAGGUGGUGAAACAGAUCAUCCAGCAGUGUCAGCGGCUUUUGUGCCUCCGUGUCCUGUCCUUUCUCAACAUUCUGAAUGACGACAGCGUGGUGGAACUCGCCAAAGUAUCAAUCAGUGGAGGUUUCCAGAAACUCGAGGACCUAAAUCUUUCAGUCAAUCACAAGAUUACACAGGAUGGCUACAGGAAUUUCUUUCAGGCCCUGGACAACCUGCCCAAUUUGAGAGAGCUGGCUAUCUCCAGGCACUUCUCCGAGUGCCUCACAGCUCAGCCCAGCACUAUCAAGGCCCUCAGCCAGUGUGUGUCCCGCCUGCCCUGCCUGCUGUACCUGCACAUGCUGGGCUGGCUCCUGGAUGCAGAAGAUGUCGCCCUGCUUGACGCUGUGAAAGAAAGACACCCUCAAGCUAGUCGCUUGCAUAUUUUGUGGAAAUGGAGAUUGCCGUUCUCUCCAAUCAUUCAGAACUGAAGCCUUCAGACGGGGUGAGCUGACGCAGCCCUGUACCCUGUACCCAAGGCAGAGGGGGCAGUGGGCACAGUGACUGUGUUUCGAGAAAGAGGCCUUGGGAGAAAUACGGUUAUUGUAUAUAUCUAAGGUGUACCAAUAAACUUAAAUGACAUUUAGUAAAAACUGUCAAAGUAAUUCUAGAAACCUAAUUAUCAAACACAUUUUAGUAACUACUGCACACCAGAGUAUUCAAUACACAGAAUGGUCAUAUUCAUCAUAGGAAACUGGUACUUGUACAUGGUAUCUAUGUCUAUCUAUAUUUAUUUUUGGUAGCAGGAAUUAAACUCAGGACCUUGCACUUGCCAGGCAGGUGCUUGGGCGGCUGAACUAUCUCCUCCAAUAACAUAUUAUUACAUGUGAUGUAUUUUGAUUCCUCUUUUUCCCUUCCCUCCUCCCUCCUCCUUUCAACCUGUCUUCCUCUCCCU
This is a messenger RNA of Octodon degus (degu), 4759 nucleotides long. It is a transcript of the gene Naip, whose product is annotated as NLR family apoptosis inhibitory protein. Gene Ontology annotation, cellular component: IPAF inflammasome complex. Gene Ontology annotation, biological process: detection of bacterium; pyroptotic inflammatory response; defense response to bacterium. The transcript has 15 exons. The record is from RefSeq and is a predicted model, not a curated record. Gene Ontology annotation, molecular function: cysteine-type endopeptidase inhibitor activity involved in apoptotic process; ATP binding. Lineage: Eukaryota; Metazoa; Chordata; Mammalia; Rodentia; Octodontidae. The coding region runs from base 90 to 4295 and encodes 1401 amino acids.